UGGUUAUCCAAGUGUAGAAGAGACGCAAACUGUUCAGGACGAAAAUUUGACCUACACAGCAAAUAUUAUUAUUAAUCCUUUUUGCCGAGUCAAACCCUAUUUCAUUUCAAAAAGCAUGGCCACAUACACAUUAGUUUUGGUUAGACACGGGGAAAGUGAGUGGAACAAAAGUAAUCAAUUUACUGGUUGGUAUGAUUGUGAUUUAACCGAAAAAGGAGUAACCGAAGCCAAGUUUGCUGGACAGUCCUUAAAGGAAAAAGGUUACACAUUUGAUGUGGCUUUUACCAGUGUUUUAAAAAGAGCCAUCAAAACUUUAUACUUGGUUCAAGAUGAAUUAGAUCUUCAUUGGUUACCGGUUCAUAGACAUUGGAGAUUAAAUGAACGUCAUUAUGGUGCUUUACAAGGUUUAAAUAAAGCAGAAACAGCCAAGAAAUAUGGUGAUGAGCAAGUUCAUAUAUGGAGACGUUCUUAUGAUAUUCCACCACCAGCUCUGACACCAGAUGAUGAAAGAUGGUCGGGUAAAGAUAGAAGAUAUUCUACUCUUGAUAGUAGCUGUGUACCAGCUUGUGAAUGUUUAAAAGAUACAGUUGCUCGUGUUUUACCAUAUUGGUAUGAUAAUAUAGUUCCUGCUAUAAAGUCUGGACAAAGAGUACUGAUAUCAGCCCAUGGUAAUAGUUUAAGAGCUCUAGUUAAAUAUUUGGAUAACAUGACCGACGAUGCUAUUCUAGCUCUCAAUAUACCUACAGGUAUUCCAUUGGUUUAUAAACUGGAUGCAGAUCUGAAGCCAAUUGAACAUUUCUACCUGGGAGAUCAAGAACAAGUAAAAGCUGCCAUGGAAAAGGUGGCAAACCAAGCAAAAGCUAAAAACUAAAUUAUUUAAUGUAUUUAACAUUGUUACAUUUGUAAGUAGAGUUCCAGACCUUUACUAAUUGCUAGGUUUUUAACAUCUUGUGUAGAAGUUAGAACUUCUCUUUUCCACUUGUAUACAUGUAUAUUUAUUCUAUAAAAAAAAAGUUGUAGAUCUAAAUUUUCUUCCAUUAGUUAUUAUGCACAUGAUAGUUAUAUUAUUUUUAACUUGUUCAUAUUGAUCAAUUCAGCGCUAAGAAUAUUAAUGAGAUUAUAGAUCAAAACGUUCAUUUUAAUUAAUAAUAUUAAUUUAACUUUUCUACAGUAUAAAUCCUCAGCCUACCAGUAUGUUGGAAACUGUUUCAAAUCUGACCGGUGGAUUGUUUUUUGUGCUAUUGUCAUGUGCCAUCCUUCUUUUAAUUAUAUUUGUUUCCUAGUGCUGGCAUUAUUUUAUCUCUGUUAGAAUGUCUUUAUUAUGUGGAGAAAUAAAUCAGUAAAAAAAUUA
This is a messenger RNA of Patella vulgata (common limpet), 1351 nucleotides long. Its product is annotated as 2,3-bisphosphoglycerate-dependent phosphoglycerate mutase. The record is from RefSeq and is a predicted model, not a curated record. Gene Ontology annotation, molecular function: intramolecular phosphotransferase activity. The transcript is spliced from 6 exons. Gene Ontology annotation, biological process: glycolytic process. NCBI's taxonomy places the organism in Eukaryota, Metazoa, Mollusca, Gastropoda, Patellidae. Bases 116 to 871 code for a protein of 251 amino acids.